Pocillopora meandrina is the source of this 1056-nucleotide messenger RNA. The record is from the annotation of a GenBank genome assembly. NCBI's taxonomy places the organism in Eukaryota, Metazoa, Cnidaria, Anthozoa, Scleractinia, Pocilloporidae.
UUGUUUCAGCUGGAAACAACUUUUGUUGCGUUGGUUUUUAUACUCAAGUGUAUCAUCGUAGUAGAGAGUCUUUUCCUGAAUCACCACCCGUAUGAGAAUGAUGAGAGGCAGCAGAUAGCAGAUCGCAGAAUUGUGAUUGGGUCAAAAGAGCCGCGUGACAUAAAUAGAAGCUUCCUGGCAGGUUAUCGGGGAAGGCCUGGAAAUAAAAUGAGACAAAGAUUUAGAUAUCCAUGGAGAUCAAGAAUCACGAAAUUUGCGACGAUCAAAGCGAAUCCGGACAUUUGCCGAAACCACUCGAGGGUUAACCGAGUGGAAGACGAGCCCGGCCCAGUCGUGUGUUUAAGAAAGUCAGAACAUGACCUUUUGGUACAAUUAGGGUCUACUGGAGGGUUAAACAAACGAUAUGCGGCUGUUAACAUCACUGACGCAAGUGGUUUUGAGGAUCUAACCACUUUCCCGGAGGGACAACCGAAGACACCCGAUCAUGAUCCGAAAAAAACCGAAGUGAUGAACUUGACGGAAAGCACGAAGCACCAUGCACCUAUGCGCCAAGCUGACAAAGAGGAACUUGACUUGAAGAAACAACAGCGCCUGAAAAGGAGCCUUCCUACGUCUCCAGGCACAUUUUUCCGUGGGUGUCAGAAACGGGGCACAAUCACAAAAGGCACCAAUUUGCACCGCUUAUGCACGGAAUGUUCAGCCACCACUCGGCUUAGUGACGAUCGGUUCCCAAAGUACAUCAACGAAGUUAUUUGCCGGGAUAGCGACCACCAGUGUGCUGCCAACAUGGGGCUUUGUUUCCAGCGAACACAUCAACUUGAUUUCUUGCGGUUUACUGGCAAGUUCGCGCCUGAUAUUAAAAUGACUAACUUUGCUGGCAAGCCUGUGUAUAAGGAAGUGUGGGACUUCUACACACAGGAGAUUCGAUCGUGCUGUGAGUGUGAAAUGUACCCUCAUAUUUAUCGUGCGAUUAAGUCGAGGAAUGGCGGAGAUGACGGAGAUGACGGAGAUGAUGACGGAGAUGAUGACGACGACGACGACGAUGAUGAUAGAUAA